AUGGCGUUGGCAAUGGUAGUUGCGGCAAGGAAGUUAAGGCCCUACUUUGAUGCACAUCCGAUAGAUGUUCUAAUGAAUUAUCCAUUGGAGAAAUCAUUGCACAAGAUGGAUACAUCAGGAAGGUUGCUGAAAUGGGUUGUGGAAUUAUCGGAAUAUGAGAUACAUUAUAAGCCCAGGGUAUCAAUAAAGGCACAGGCCUUGUCAGACUUCAUAGUAGAGGCUUCAUAUAUGGAUGAAGAAGAAGAUAUAGGCACUUGGCAGGUAUCUGUGGAUGGAUCUGCGACAUCAAUGGGAUCAGGGGCUGGCAUAACCAUAACGUCACCAGAUGAGCAAGUAUUUGAAUAUGCAAUAAAAUUCAAAUUCAGAGCAACGAAUAAUGAAGCCGAAUACGAAGCAGCGGUGGCAGGAAUCCAGUUAUCUCUUGCGGCUGAGGCAAAGCGUCUAAUACUUAUAACUGAUUCCCAACUCGUGUCAAGUCAAUGCAAUGGAGAUUAUGAGACACGGGAUCCAGCAAUGAUUAAAUACCUAGAAAAGGUAAAGCAGUUAACAGCACAGCUGCAAUAUUUUGAGAUAAAGCUGGUGCCGAGAGCUCAAAAUGCGCAAGCAGAUGCUUUGGCGAGGUUGGCAAGUUCGAUCUUUAAUAACUUAGAAAGAACUGUGAUGGUUGAAAUUCUGGAUGAGAAGAGCAUAAAUGAAGCACCAGAACAAAUACUUUGUGUUGAUAGGGCCGCCCAAUGGUAUGAUGACAUACUAGCAUAUCUCAUCCAUGGGGUGUUACCGGCAGAUAAAGGGGAAUCACGAAAGUUGCAGAAGGAUAGUGCGUGGUUCUUUAUGCAUCAAGGGCAGUUGUAUAAAAGAAGCUUUUCAUUGCCACUGAUGAGGUGCAUAGGUGAUCUUGAGUCAAAAAGGUUGGUCGAAGAAAUACACGAAGGUACAUGUGGUAAUCACCUCGGGCCGAGAGUUCUAUCAAGAGAAGCAAUGAGAAGAGGCUACUACUGGCCGACCAUGAAUGAAGACGCAGUUCGAUAUGUGAAGGCAUGUGAGAAAUGCCAAAAGUUUGCGCCAGUUAUCAACCUCCCCCCAAAUGAUUUAACACCAAUAUUGAAUCCAAUUCCUUUCGCGCUAUGGGGAAUGGAUAUAGUAGGGUCAUUUCCAUCAGCAACAGGCAGCAGAAAAUUUUUAUUAGUAGCUGUUGAUUAUUUCACAAAAUGGAUUGAAGUUGAGCCGGUAGCAAAGAUAACAGCAGCAGAGGUAAAAAAGUACAUUUGGAAAAACAUUUUCACAAGGUUUGGAUUGCCGAUGGCUAUGGUCUUCGACCAUGGAUCUCAAUUUGAUUGUAAGCUGGUAAAAGAACUCUUGUCAAUGUACAAAGUUAAAUUUGCGUAUGCGGCAGUGUGUCAUCCGCAAUCGAAUGGACAGGCAAAAGCAGCUAACAAGCAAAUAGUAACGGCAAUUAAAAAGAAGAUAGAAGAUGCAAAGGGGUUAUGGGCUGACUUGGUCCCAGAAAUAUUAUGGGCUGACAGAACAACGGCCAAGGAAGCAACAGGUGAAUCACCUUUUACAUUGGUUUUUGGGACAGAAGCAGUAGUGCCGGCAGAGGUAGGAUUGCCGAUAUUUAGAAUUCAGCACUAUUGUGAAGAGCAGAACGAUCUUUUACUACGGCAACAACUGGAUUUCCUACCAGAAGUACGUGAAAAAGCAGCGAUAAGAUCGGCAGCCUAUAAGAACGGAAUGGCAAAGGCUUAUAACAAGCGUGUCAAUCACAGACCUCUUGCUAUAGGAAAUCUUGUAGACGAAGAACAGCUGCAACCGGGAAAGGAAAUGAAGACGGAAAGUUAA
This is a messenger RNA of Chenopodium quinoa (quinoa), 1839 nucleotides long. RefSeq lists its product as uncharacterized. NCBI's taxonomy places the organism in Eukaryota, Viridiplantae, Streptophyta, Magnoliopsida, Caryophyllales, Amaranthaceae. The record is from RefSeq and is a predicted model, not a curated record. Gene Ontology annotation, molecular function: nucleic acid binding; RNA-DNA hybrid ribonuclease activity. The transcript has 2 exons. Gene Ontology annotation, biological process: DNA integration. Bases 1 to 1839 code for a protein of 612 amino acids.